This is a messenger RNA of Cylas formicarius (sweet potato weevil), 490 nucleotides long. RefSeq names its product bolA-like protein 3. The transcript is spliced from 3 exons. The coding region runs from base 22 to 360 and encodes 112 amino acids. The record is from RefSeq and is a predicted model, not a curated record. NCBI's taxonomy places the organism in Eukaryota, Metazoa, Arthropoda, Insecta, Coleoptera, Brentidae.
UUAUACGACGAACUAUGUGUUAUGGAUACUUUGGAAAUGUUCACAUCAAUAAAAACCAUUGCGUGCAACGUCAUAAGAAGGAAAGUAAAUAGAGUUAGAAUUCAACAUUUGUGUUUGUCGCAAAAUGCUUCCGUCACAGAGGCCGACAUUCUAAAUGCAUUAAAAAAAAAAUUUCCGAAGGCAACUGUAGUCGUGGAAGAUACUUCAGGAGGCUGUGGAGCCAUGUUUAAUAUUGUAGUUAAGGCGCAGGAAUUUGAAGGAUUGUCGGUAUUGAAGCAACAUCAAAGCGUUUAUGAUGCCUUAUCGGAGCAGAUUAAAAGAGUGCAUGGUUUACAUCUAGUAACUGCGGGGGCGAAGUAGCAUAUGAUUUUAGAAAAUAGCAAUUCAUAAUUGAAUUGUUUUAUGCCUGCAGUUGUUGAUUUUUUAAUAUUUCUUCCCUAGAAUUAUCUAAUAAAUUGUGAUAAUAAGAAUAAACGUGGUUAUAUAAUUU